GUUAAGGAUGUUAUAAAUCGAAUUUAUUCGGUAGCAAUGUUCUUUUUCUGGUUACCUAUAUUUUUAUUAACAUUACACAGUUUUUAUGUCGAAUGUGUCAUACCAAAUUUAAGCGUUAACGAACUCGAUAAAAAAUUGAUACAAAGAAAACGUCAAGACACUUUGGAUAUGUGUCGUAUCUUCAACGAGGAAACAGCUCGUCUGGAACAAUAUAACAGUGUUAAAAAAUUUAAAACAAAUGAAGAUCAUUCAAAACAACAUAUCAGAGCCAAGAGGAACGUGGAUUCUCUCAAUCCAACUGUGAAAGUUGAAGAUAUACGGCGUGUGGAAGGCAUUGUAGACAAACUUUACGAUGAUAUGGAUGGUAAUGGAAAAGUCACGUAUAGACAAAGGCGAUUUGACACUACCACUACUGACAAGCCUUUAUUAAACACGACUGCGAGACGAUUUAAUUUCGCCCCAGCUGAACUUUUGGGGCCAUCCUCUAAGCAAGACGGUCCGACGCAUCAUGAUGAAGCUGAGAAAAUGCCAUGGCAUAAAAAAUGGAAACAGGGAAUUUUACCUUAUUUUAUUGAUCCUAAUACUUACGAUUCCCAGUUAUCGGACACGAUUAUUAAAGCUUUCGAUUACUUCGAGAAAGCGUCAUGCAUACGACUUCAGCGUCUCCGUGAGAGACCGACGGAUAAACUGUCACUGCAAAAUGUGGAGUGGUUGUAUAUUAGCAACCCUUAUGGUAUAAAGCAGUGCGUACACAGUAACGAGCGUAAAGCGAAUAGCGGAGUUCAGAUGGUAGUUUUCGGUUACGAUUGUUUAUCACUUGGGGAGAUAGUACAUGAAGUGAUGCAUAUACUAGGAUAUUCUCACGAGCACACAAGGCCGGAUAGAGAUCAAUACAUAACUAUUAUGUGGGAUAAUAUUAAGCCAGGUUAUAAGAAAUAUUUUACAACACGAGCUGACGACCCCUUGUUGACUCUUUCCUACGACUAUGCAAGUGUUCUCCAUUAUCCCGCCCGGGCUUUCUCAAGAAAUGGACAAGCUACAGUUGUUACUAACAGUAAUAUAAAAAUCGGCCAACGUGACGGACUUAGCGAAACUGAUAUUGAAAAAAUCGGUAUGGUAUACGGUCACGAAUGUGUUGAAAGAAAUCGACAAUAUCUUCUGAAAACUUGUCCCAGCGUAGUAAAAGUUAGUGGUGAAUCAAAAACAGCAACGCAAGAUGAAAUUGAAAAAUACUUCGAAGACAGACUGUGGCCGUACGGAAUAAUAAAUUACAAAAUGAGAGAUAAACUAGAAUUCUCUGCCGAAGAAAGAGAAAACAUUAAAGCUGUUAUUCGUCAUAUAGAAAAAGAAACAUGCAUACAAUUCCGAGAGCUUAAAGAUAAUGAUGAACCUAAACAAACCACAGCUGCAAAUCAAAAUAAUGUAGAUACUGGAAGCGAUAAUACAAGCCCUAUAAUGUACAGUUUUAGACCUACGCCUGAAAUAAGCGAUAACGAAAUUAAAUACAACGAUGAAACAGCAACAAAAACAAUAAUCACCAAAGCAGAUGACAUAGGAGAUCUAACGUCAGCGAGUACAAAACCCAGCGAUAUAGUUAAUGAAACAAGUACUUUGCCCACAUCUCGACGGCAUGCAGCAAAUCUUUUGAUAUUAUCACGAUCAUCUGAACCUGGUUGUCAUUGCCCGUCACCUGGGAGGCCAAACGGCAAUAAAAAUUUGAAAAUCAACGCGGACUGUUUUAAUUCAGUUAACGAACUCCUACAUUUAUUCGUCCACGUACUCGGGCUGGAUCACCAGCACAAUAUGCACGACCGAGACUCAUUUAUACACAUUGUCUGGAGUAAUUUGACUGAAGAAAUAGAAGAAGAAAUGCAGCAAAAGCUUCCUCCUGCCGCUGCGGCCGGUUUCCCCUACGACUAUCUGAGCGUGAUGCAUUACCCUUGGCUUCACAUUAAAAACGGUGUUACAAGUAUUAUGUAUCCUAUUUGGAAUGAUGGUUGGUCAAUGGGGCAUUGGCAAGGUCUGAGCGCAACAGAUGUCAGAAAGCUAAAUCUUAUAUACGCUGCACAAUGUUCACAACGUAAGGAAUUCGAAAACGAGAGUGAUGAUGAAGACAGAUGA
Molecule: messenger RNA, 2121 nt
Organism: Papilio machaon (common yellow swallowtail)
Lineage: Eukaryota; Metazoa; Arthropoda; Insecta; Lepidoptera; Papilionidae
Exons: 12
Coding region: 37-2121 (694 amino acids)
Biological process (GO): proteolysis
Molecular function (GO): metalloendopeptidase activity; zinc ion binding
Source: RefSeq, a predicted model, not a curated record